Messenger RNA from Styela clava, 4677 nucleotides. Lineage: Eukaryota; Metazoa; Chordata; Ascidiacea; Stolidobranchia; Styelidae. The record is from RefSeq and is a predicted model, not a curated record.
AGGGAUAGGAACGGAUUUAUCAGUGACUCGAAAGCCAAGAUAUAUGUAUUUUAUUGGGAGCGCAAAUUAAAUGUAACAAAACGCUUUGUUUUGCGCUAUUGCGCUUCGUAUUUUCGGAAACCGGGUGUCGUGAAAAGUAAAAUUUGAUCUAAAUUAAGCACAAAUAAUGUUUUAUUAUCUAACGUCGGGUACUCAGCAUUUUCCGGGAGAAUUCGAAAAGUCAUUUAAUUCAAAAUAAAAAAUGUUUCACUAUUCCAAAAAUGAAGAUUGUUGCAAGCGGAAAAUCCCCUGUAUGAUGCAGUCGGCACCAAUAAUAAAACGGUGCAAUAACGCUGUCUUCGCGUUCUGAAUAUUUAAGCUGGGAUUACGGUGUUUGAUGUCUGCUGCAAACGCGUUCGGGCUCUUUGCGAGAAAACACAAGUAUGAUCACGCGAGACAGAUUUCGUCGCGAGAGAAUAACGCCCAUCCCUGAUUUGUCAAAUUAUAAAUUCGAAACACAAAAAUUGACGCACGGCGCCGAAAAGGCGGAAACCGAGUUCGAGAUUCGAAUUGUCGGGAUUCGGUAUGCUAUAUCGUCCAUCGUCCACUUUGAUAACUUAUGGUACCGACGCAGAGAUGACUGGCAGAUGAUGCCAUGACCCCGUACUUUAUCCUAAUGCCUCAGUAUAUCUUUUCAUAUAUUCCAACCAAUAAAACCAUUCCUAAUUCGCAAAUAAAAUCAAACGGAAAUCCCCUUCUGUAAGCUUCAAAAUAUAGAAAACUGAUGACGUAGUAACGCAUCACUCAUGCGUAGCGUAAACGUACGUGAGCAAACUAUAUUCAGUAAAGUAUGCAAUUAAUUUAAGUAAAUCAAUGAACCGUAUAACUCUCGUUCAUUCAGCUGAUAUGGAUUUUCAGCACUGGCUGCGCAAAUGAAAGUGCACAAUAUGAUUCUCUUCUUGUUAGUUGGAAUUAUGGCCCGUGGCGGGUCACCGGAAAAAACACGGUGGGCCACUUUUUCAGUGUCGGGUCAGUGGUUCUCCUGUCUUUAAGCUCUAGCGUUUUGGAAUGUAAAUUGGCAUAGAUACAAAUGUAUCUAUUGCUUUGAAACUUCUAUACCUGAAUAGGUACUUUUCCAAAGUUUGCUUUAAAACCAUUUUCAACUUUAGUAAAGAUAUGUACUCUCACACAAGCUACAUCAGAAGAUACGGCAUCACCAUCAUUCAUAGAUUGAUAAAAUGUUUUACCUUCAAGCUAAAAAUAGAAGAAAUAGAGAGAUCUAAAUAAACCUCAAUUUUUUUUUCAAUAAAGCUAAAUUUGUGAUAUUUUUAUUAGCUCGUCAUUUGUGUAUCGUUAGUUGCUUCAUAUUAUCUUUGUUGUGUCGGAGAAAUCUAUUACAUGUAAAUUCCUUUAUAUGUUUUUUGUCAGAGUAUCAUAUAGGCUACAUGUACUGUAGGCUACUUGAAACUUUCAACCUAAUAUUGCCAAUGCCCAACGCUCAAAUUUCCCAUUAUUCAAUUUUUAGUUUCAAUGAAACAAAUUGUAUGUACAUUCAACGUUGUUUAUUAAUUUUUCAACCGUACAUCCAUUGCCGAUUGACUCAAACUCUUAAGCUAUCUGGGCCCUAAUAACGCAAUACUCACUUUUUCCAAUUCUAUAUCGUUUCUCCCCGGUGGAUACAUUUAGUUUUCGUGUCCAUAUAUUUGAACAUCGCUCUCUUGUUUGAAUUCAAAGGUUAUUUCUUGAGUGGGUAUGUUUUCUACGGUAAGCUAUGUCGAGUAAUCGGAAUCGAAAAUUUAGGAAUCGGAUAAGAAUCGAAUACUUGUAAGUAGUGAUACUUAGCAUCCUUACUUUUGAAUGGAGUUAUGAAGUGACAUAUCAGAUCCCAAACGGCAAGAGGCCGCACGCUAUUACCAGGCAGAAUGUAUGGGAAUUGUUUCGGGGCUAACAUUUCGGUCAAGAAUUUAAUGUAAAUUUCAGUUUUUAUUCGAGGGUCGUUUUCAUGAAUUUCCUAUUGGUUACGAUAAUAUUGCGACAGAAAUACCUGUUAACAAAACCUGUUAACGGCAGAAAAGCGCAAUUUUCAAAUUUGAUGACGUAAUCACACAAAAACUUCGAAGCGAAAAAUGAAUCCCAUAGAGCCCACAGAUAUUUUUGAAAUAAAUGAAGGUAAUAGCUCUCUACUACAACAACAAGCUUCAACCAUUUAAAUUUGGUCAAAGCAAUAGGUUCAGUAGUUGAAGACAAAGGCGAUUUUUUCAAAACAACAACAUAAUUAAACAUUCAUAGGUACAUUUCGUAUCCAAUAAAAAAGCCUUUGAUAUUUUGUACUAGUUUGCCUAGAUGGCAUGACACUGCAUCGAUCUCAUGCAUUGAUAACUACAUCAUUGCAGCAGAAUAACAGUUUACCUUGAAUUUGAACACUGCCUAACUGUCAAAAUUGAUAUAACCCGGGUCCCAGGUUGAUAUCGUGUUGUAAAUGACGGCUUCACGAUAAGAGUUUCUAUUAUUAUCUACAAAGAAAAUAAACGUAGUGCUCUGCUAAUUCCUGAUUAUGCAUACUCGGUAUGUAUGAAGGUAUUCACGCAUACGUUAUGAUUUUGACUCAGGGUCAGAUAAUUUAUUGAAGUACUGGCAGUAUAUUAAGUUAACGACUAGUUUUUUUAGUCAAAACAUGUAAUCAUGCACUAAAAUGUCACAUUUAUAUGUAUGCAAUUAUUACCAGUUUUGAAUACCAAACAUUUCAUCUUUAUUUUCAUUUUUAUUGGAAACUGUCUAUACUCCUACUUCGCGGUUGUUUAAUUAGCAGGCUUAGUGUGGAACAACUUAGGCUGUAAAUAAUUUCGCACUCGCUCAUUUUGUCACCUAACAUGCCGUUUCAUAAGCCAAAACCUGUGGCGUUCAAUAUUUUGGUUGCUGGUGAGGAAGAAAAAGCUCGUCACAUUUUGAUGAGUGAAUUAAGACUACUGGGAUCCCGUUCGGAAAAGAUAAGAGACGACUUGAUUUUAGAAUCAGUUAUUCUGGAAGUAACUAUCAAGCGAUAUAAAAUCAAGCUCCAAUUCUGGAACGCUCUACUUGUCGACGGAGAGAAAAAUGUCGCCAAAAUCUUCAGUCGCCGAGCUGACCUUAUUAUCAUGUUAUGUUCAUCAGUAAGUCAGGACGUCGUACGCAUAAAGGUCGAUACAAACGAAGUGCCUAAAGUUCUUUGUUUCGCGCCCAUGCUUUCAUCGCCAGUGAAUGAAGUUUUAAGAAAGGCAUUGAUCUCUGAAUGCAAUGCGUUCGUUGUUCUGGAUUGGGUUACUGGUUCGCGAAUUCAAAAUAUUUCAGAUCUCAUCAAAAUCGUAAAGCGAUGCAUUGAAUUAAGUGAGAAACGCCUAUUUAAUUCGUUAAAAGAGGAACUGGAUCGCGUCGAUUUGCUAUCAGACAAGACGAAUUUGCAGAACUCUACUCUUUGUUACGAGAGGAACAGCAUUGCGACAAAUAUGCAGCAGAAGAAUGUUCAUGAUGAUGUUGUUGCAUGCAGAUAUGCAGAGUCCAUGGAAAUACGUGAUGCACCCCCUUCAAAAAAGGUGGAUGAUUUGGGGAAUUGUUUGUAUUGUAGUGUUUUUGGCAAUGUACAACACUGGAUUGUAGUGUCUUUUCCGUAAAACGUGCAACUUUUGGAAGUGGGAACAAGGCAAUAUUUGUUACUAAAUUUGUACAUUUUAAAAUCAUUUUCAGGUAGUUACCUGAUGUGCGCUACGAAACUCACUUUCUAGGCGUUUUUCAGGGCGUCGGCUCGCGGUUUACUCUGUUUUUACUCUGCUUUGUAGAUAUGUUCUGGAUAAUUUUUCAGCUGAGUUGUCUGUUCUAAGGCCGCUACUGUUUCUUUUUUCACUUGUGAUUGUACAUUCAUGUUUUUUCUAAAUACAAUAACUUUGACAACUAAUUGGAUAAAUUAACCCUGUUUUCUAUAUCUUGCAUUUAUGUUAACAUUUAUAUUCUCAUUGGUCAAGGGCAAGGCUAUGGCUAAUAAUAAACCCCAAGGGUGGAAUACAUCAACCCCGAUUAAAGUGAUCAUUGUUUGAUUCUUGGUUUCGCCAACGGCGAUCAGCCUUAAUCUUAGAUCAAAUUGCAGAUGUUAGCGCCAUAUUCUGAACUCCUCAAGAAGGUGAUUGAGAUUUUAGAAGACCGCACAUCGACCUUGGGCCAAAUUUUAUAUUCUUUCUUAAAAGUUUCAUGUGGCUGUUUGUACAUUGAGUAUAAAUUGGGCCUUAGAAUUCUUACAUGGAAAUUGCUUAAUUUAAUUUUUCUCAUCAAAUAAAAUGAUCGCUCGAUUUAAUGUUGCAUAUGACAAUAGAUAAAAAUUUAAUCGCUGCAAUUGUACAGAAGCACUGCUGAAUGAUAUGGUGAAAUAUUUUUUAUAAUUACUGUAUAUCAACUGAAUUUCCCCGACUUAAUUUUUUACUUUCUCUCCCAAAUCAUAUAUAAUGAUUCAUAUCAACUUUGUUGGGUAAUUAUUGAAUGGAUAAGUUUCUCUUUGUGUUUAUUGCUUUCAUUUAUUUCAAUUUUUAAUAUUGACUCGUUUUUAAUCUUGGUGUCGCAGACUUAUGAUGACCAUUUCUGGUCCUUCGCAACUUCCAGACAAUUACAAUGAAAUCCGUUAGUGUAGCGCAUAAUUAUUUUUUUCCUAUUUUGAAUUGAAUUGUGAUUUCUUGC